Eleginops maclovinus (Patagonian blennie) is the source of this 2991-nucleotide messenger RNA. RefSeq names its product WW domain-binding protein 11 (gene wbp11). Gene Ontology annotation, cellular component: spliceosomal complex. The record is from RefSeq and is a predicted model, not a curated record. Lineage: Eukaryota; Metazoa; Chordata; Actinopteri; Perciformes; Eleginopidae. Gene Ontology annotation, biological process: RNA processing.
CUCUCUCGCUCUCUCAGUAAACAUGGCGGCUGGCUAACGGCUGUUUAGAGAAGACUUCGGAUUCCUCUUUCAGUAACAACACGUGUCUUUAUUAACGUCUGAUACACAAAGCAGCGUGUGUGGGGCUUUGUGCUCUUAAGGGAUUUUUUUUCUUAAUUAAAAGGGUGAAGGGGACGCAGCGACACGAUGGGGCGACGCUCGACCUCCUCCACCAAGAGUGGGAAAUUCAUGAAUCCCACCGACCAGGCCAGAAAGGAGGCCAGGAAAAGGGAGUUAAAGAAGAACAAGAAGCAGAGGAUGAUGGUGAGAGCGGCGGUGCUGAAGAUGAAAGACCCCCGACAGAUCAUCAGAGACAUGGAGAAGCUGGAUGAGAUGGAGUUCAACCCGGUCCAGCAACCGCUGCUGAAUGAGAAAGUUCUGCGGGACAAGAGGAAGAAGCUCCGAGAGACGUUUGAACGCAUCGUCCGUCUGUACGAGAGAGAAAACCCCGACACCUACAAGGAGCUGCGGAAGCUCGAGUUGGACUACGAGACCAAACGGGGGCAGCUGGCUCUCUACUUCGACUCGGUCAAGAAUGCAGAGUCAGUGGAGGUGGACAGCAUCCCUCUACCAGAUAUGCCUCACGCUCCCUCCAACAUCCACAUUCAGGACAUCCCUCUCCCCGGAGCCCAGCCCCCCUCCAUCCUGAAGAAGAACGCCCCUUUCGGAAAAGGACCUCUGUCGGCUGGACCCAUUUUGGCGACAGUACCAGGCGUACCACGGUUACCUCCAGGGAAGAAACCCCCCGGACCCCCGCCUGGCCCCCCUCCCCCCCAGGUUCUGGCUCUGUACGGCAUUCCUUCUCGACGGGUUUACGGCACAGACACGGAGCCUUCCAUUCCCGGCUUGGAGAAAGACCUGGCGAUGGAGCUGGGCCGAGACCGGGACAGCUGCAGCGACAGCGACAGAGACCGCGACGACGUGGACGACGACGACAGCGACUCUGAGGAAGACAGCGAGGAAGAGCGUGACGAGGGGGGGGACGGCGACCAGAGGAUGAGUGUGGACCGACAGGACGAGGAUAGGGAGCGAGACGACGAGAGAGACCGGAACGAGAGGCACGCGGGUCGCAGUGUUCGUUUUGCCGACAUGCCUCCAGAGGCCCUCCGGGACGGGAAAAAGAAGAAGAAGAAGAGGUUGGUGAAGAAGACGAAGGCCAUCACCCCUCUGCAGGCCAUGAUGCUCAGGAUGGCAGGUCAGUCCAUUCCUGAGGACGAGGAAGAGGAGGAGGUGGAGGAAGAGUACACGGACGAAUCGGACAGCUCGGACAUCGAGGACCGAGGGCCCCCGGGGGAGAGCCAGCCUCACCUCAUGGCUAAUCCUCGACUCCCCCCUCCUGCAGUGGGACAGCAAGGACCUCCGCACAUGCAGGGUCCACCAAUGACCGGACCCCCGCCACUCGGUCCACCCCCAAAUCCUCCCAUGAGGCCCCCUGGUCCACCCUCUGGUCCCCCGCCUGGACCACCACCAGGCGCUCCUCCGUUCCUGAGGCCUCCCGGUAUUCCUGGAGGAAUGAGGGGUCCGAUGCCUCGUCUCCUGCCUCCCGGUCCUCCUCCAGGUCGGCCCCCGGGUCCCCCGCCUGGUCCUCCUCCUGGUCUCCCACCAGGCCCCCCACCACGGGGACCCCCUCCCAGACUGCCACCCCCUGCACCACCAGGUAUCCCACCUCCUCCCCCGAGAGCAGGAGGGCCCCCCCGUCCCCUCGCACCCCCGCUCUCCCUCUUCCCCCCCCCUCUCAACUCCAAUGUGCUCAGCGCUCCUCCCAACAUCGUGCAGCGGCAAAAAGGCUCCGGAUCCAACCAGGACGGUCCUCAAAACAACAUGCCGCCCCCGCCGAUGCCCAUGUCCAUGCGUCCAGGGGGGGUCAUGCAGAUGCCCCCCCCACCGGGGACAUCCAACGCCGCCAACAACCCCCCCGGCGGGAACCCCCACCACGCCGCCACCAUCGAGAAGCGAGCCAACAUCACGUCCGUCGCCGCAGCCGGAGGGGGUUUGGUGUCGGGGGGCGGCGCCGGGGGCGGGGCCACCAUUUCAGCCAAACCUCAGAUCAUCAACCCAAAGGCGGAGGUCACCCGCUUCGUACCCACUGCGCUGAGGGUGCGAAGGGACAAGGGGGGAGGGAUGAUGCCGGGGCCUCACGAGAAGUCGGGGGGUGGAGGGAGGAGGAAAGACGAAGGCAUGGGGCAGAAGCAGCAGGCGACCGCGGCCUCCAUGGGGUACGUGAACCCCAACCAGAUGGGGGCGGUGUCGCAGUCCAACAUGAAGAGUAAGGACCAGAUGUACGAGGCGUUUAUGAGGGAGAUGGAGGGGCUGCUCUGAGACUAUGGGGGGGGGGGGGGGGGGACAGAAGGAGUGUUCUUCUGUGCAGAUGUAGAGUGGUGCAGGAAUGAGUCUGUGAAAUGAGUUCAGCACUUCCUGGUCUGUAAGUCAAUGGUUUUCUGAAUGUGUUUUUGGUUGUGAGUCAUAAGUAAGAUCUGUGGUUAACACCUUAGCUUUUAACCUCCCAUGGAAAACUGCCAUUGACUUUUUGUGGAGGGAACCAGGGAGAUGCUGCCUUCAGGGGCAGACUACAACAGUUGGACAUCCCUGCACCACUCUUUUGAGGUAGCUGCUCCAUCAGUGUGUGUUCUGUGAGCACUGCACUCAUUUCAGUUAUAGUUGUUGUAUUUAGGAGACUUUGAUGUACGUCACAAAUCAGAUUUAUGGGAUGGUUUGCUUUUAGGAGGCGAGUCAUAAAGGAACACUGUAAGCUACCAUGCUUUGUGUUCUCCAGUAUGUUUAUUUUUUCCUCCGCCCAACUCUUUGUGACUUACCAUGACCAGAAAAAGCUUUUUGUACCAUUGUGAUUUUAUCUCCUAAACAUCAGAAUAAAGGUGUGGAAUAUUUCUCAUUCGCUGACAAAAUACCUGUGAAACUGUGUGAUCUGCAGCUGAAUAAAUACUUUGUACCUCA